Messenger RNA from Phacochoerus africanus (Common warthog), 5453 nucleotides. RefSeq names its product NFKB inhibitor zeta (gene NFKBIZ). The record is from RefSeq and is a predicted model, not a curated record. The transcript has 11 exons. Gene Ontology annotation, molecular function: DNA binding; POU domain binding. Lineage: Eukaryota; Metazoa; Chordata; Mammalia; Artiodactyla; Suidae. Gene Ontology annotation, cellular component: nucleus. Bases 396 to 2336 code for a protein of 646 amino acids. Gene Ontology annotation, biological process: regulation of gene expression.
GGCCCUCGGCGCCUGGCUCACCUGGCUCCGACUCCUCCGACUUCUCCUCCGCCUCGUCGGUGUCCUCCUGCGGGGCGGUGGAGUCCCGGCCGAGAGGCGGCGCGCGUGCUGAGCGGCUGCAAGGUAGCCACCGGCCCGGGUAGGGGAGGCCCCUGGAUGCCAUUCUGCGCGCGGCCCACCGGCAGGGAGGGGAGUCUGAGCCGCCCAGAUGCAAGUACCAAGGCCAGAUGUUGGGUGGCCUCUGCGUCUACCUUAGCGGCGUUCAUAAUCACGCUAGACGCCAUUAUUAGGCGACCACUGGAUGCCUUGCCCUGCGCUGGGGGUUUCAUGUCGUUCGAUGUCGUUUGACCGUCUGUGAAAUCUGGGUGCCGUCCAGCUGACCCGCUGAGCCCCAUAUGGGGGUUGGAAGGCAGCAGAGAGGACCCUUUCAAGGUGUUCGUGUGAAGAACUCAGUGAAGGAACUCCUGUUGCACAUCCGAAGUCAUAAACAAAAGGCUUCCGGACAAACCAUUGAUGAUUUUAAGACACAAGGUGUGAACAGAGAGCAAUUCACAGAAUUGAAGAACACAGUAUCGUAUACUGGGAAAAGGAAAGGUCCUGAUUCAUUGUCCGAUGGACCAGCUUGUAAAAGAUCAGCAUUGUUACAUACCCAAUUUUUGACACCACCUCAAACACCCACACCUGCAGAGAGCAUGGAAGAUGUCCAUCACAAUGAAUCCAAACAGGACAGCAGUGCUGACCUGCUUCAGAACAUCAUCAACAUUAAGAAUGAAUGCAGCCCGGUUUCCCUGAACACUGUCCAAGUUAGCUGGAUGAGCCCUGUGGGGGUCCCUCAGGGCUCCCCCCACGAGCAGUGUCAGGACUUCCACGGAGGGCAGGUCUUCUCUCCACCUCAGAAAUACCAGCCCUUCCAAGUCAGUGGCUCCCCACACAUGAUGGAUCAGGCUUCCAUGUACCAGUAUUCUCCACAGAACCAGAAUGUGCAGCCGCAGCCGCUGCCGCCGCCUCCACACUACACCCACAACUCAGCUCUGGAAUACAGUCCUUAUUCCAGAACUUCCCUGUCCCCCACCUAUGAACCAAACAUCUUUGACAGUCAGGAAUCACAGUACUGCCUGAACCAAAGUUUUGCAUCCCUUCUAAAUGAUCCCAGAGAAUCUGAGAAUACUGCUGUACCCCCUCAGACUUCCCCCAGUGUUCAGCAACAAACUGAUGCCCACGUGCAAAACUUCAACCUGAUGUCACACCAGGCAUGUGAGGCCCUGGUGCAUGACGCAGGCCCUGCCCCUCUAAGCACCUCACGGCAGUUGCAGGAUAUUGUCGGAAAUGCAAUGAGCACCACACAGUUAGGGAAGUCAUUUUUUCAGUGGCAAGUGGAGCAGGAAGAAAGCAAAUUGGCAAAUAUCUCCCAAGACCAGUUUCUCUCAAAGGAUGCAGAUGGUGACACGUUCCUCCAUAUUGCCGUUGCCCAAGGGAGAAGGGCACUUUCCUAUGUCCUUGCAAGAAAGAUGAAUGCGCUUCACAUGCUGGAUAUUAAAGAGCACAAUGGACAGAGUGCCUUUCAGGUGGCAGUGGCUGCCAAUCAGCACCUCAUUGUGCAGGAUCUGGUGAACCUUGGGGCCCAGGUGAAUACCACUGACUGCUGGGGAAGAACCCCUCUGCAUGUUUGUGCAGAGAAGGGCCACUCCCAGGUGCUUCAGGCAAUUCAGAAGGGAGCCGUGAGGAGCAAUCAGUUCGUGGAUCUUGAGGCAACUAACUAUGAUGGCCUGACUCCUCUACACUGUGCAGUUAUGGCACACAACGCUGUGGUGCAUGAACUCCAGAGAAAUCAACAGCCCCAUUCACCUGAAGUUCAGGAACUUUUACUGAAAAAUAAGAGUCUAGUUGAUACAAUUAAGGGUUUGAUUCAAAUGGGAGCUGCAGUGGAAGCUAAGGAUCGUAAAAGUGGCCGCACAGCCCUGCAUUUGGCAGCUGAAGAAGCGAAUCUGGAACUCAUUCGCCUCUUUUUGGAACUGCCCAGUUGCCUGUCUUUUGUGAAUGCAAAGGCUUACAAUGGAAACACCGCCCUCCAUGUUGCUGCCAGCCUGCAGUAUCGGGUGACACAGUUGGAUGCAGUCCGCCUGUUGAUGAGGAAGGGAGCAGACCCAAGUACUCGGAACCUGGAGAACGAGCAGCCAGUGCAUUUGGUUCCUGAUGGCCCUGUGGGAGAACAGGUGAGAGCCGCAGAUGUGAGGAGAGAUACUGUCAGGCACUGGUCCGGGCGUAAGGGGCCGAGGCCAGUGGGUGCUUUUCAGGUGGGCUCCAUCAGUGCCUGGAUCUCACAGUGGUCACUGUAGUCCUUUGGAGUUGAUUGCUUCAUUUCCAGAGGAAGAGUAAGAAAUUUGAGGGUUUAUCCAAAUAGUCAAAAGUCAGGUAGUCUUUCCUUUUCCUCCAUGACACAUACUGGAGUUUGGGGUAAGUCAGAAUGGGUUGAAGUUUGGAAAUUAAUGAAAGAGGAGAUAGUAAGUCUCCUGCAAGGAAAGAGAAUCUUAGUUUUUUGAGUAAGUGGUGAGCCUUCAACUAUUGUGGGUGUUAAAUGAGUCAGUAUCCGUGUUCGGAAUAGUCCCAGGCACAUAGUGAGUGCGCAGUAUGUAUCAGCUGUUAACAAUGAUAUCUAUUAGUAAGUGAUCCUAAAUAAAAAAUGGAAAGAUUAAUUAUGUAAUGUUGAACCUGGAAACAUUUUAUACUUUAAAUAAAAUUCUGCUCUACUCAAGAUAUAUAGUUAUAUAUGCUGGGGUUGAACAGUUCAUGUGACUAAACAUUUCUUGAUGAUAAGAAUGGAAUCUUUUAAGAACAUAAAAUAUUUUUGAUGAGACUCUUUCCCUGGAGGAAAUGAGGGUGAUUAUGGCUGUGAGUCAUUACAUACUUUAAUAAUCACAAAAUAAAAUAUAUGGAAUGCAAGUUAACCUUUCCUCUGAUUUUCAGCCCUCAUUAUGACCAUAGCAUUACAGUAACUCAUUAUCGGUAGAGCUCUUCUUAGCUUAAAAUGAAUCUGUUGAUACUUUUGUAGAAUGUUCCUAUGUAUUACGCCACCUGAUAGUUAUGAGAACUUUGCAGUGUAAAGGUUCAGCUGGGAAGAUUGAGACUCAGAGUGGUUGCAGGGUUAGGAACCAUUAUUAAAUAGUAAAUGGCAGAGUCCCAUGCCCAGUGUUCACUUCUGCUCCACUGUGUGUGGUGUGCUAUCAUAGAGCCAUGUUCCCAGGGAUUGUUGAGUGUGGAGAGCUGUUUAACUCCUACUAAAUAUUCUUUCUAUUUUCAUGUCUCUGCGAGCGCAUGCGCGUUUGUGUGUGUGUGUGUGGGGGGGCACGUUUCCUUUGCCUGUAUUGUCAGACUGGUCACUGUGUCUCCCCUACUGUUGCAUCCCCUACUCCAGUCUUCUUUCUUCAAAUUUGUUGCUUCUAAUCUGCUGUGGGCUGAGAGACAGAUCAUACAGUUUGUCAGACUGGGGUAUAAAAUCAAUUACUAGACUCUGAAUGAGCCUGGGGACUUUCCUGUGACCCAUACAAUACAGCACAGCUGUUUCAGUUCUUGGAGAUCAUGACAACUAUCUUGACACAAAGGACAUUGUAGAUUUACUUGUGUGUAUAAGGUGGGCUUAGGAUUCUUGGUUGAGGCUGACUUUGAGGUGAGAUAUUAUAAUAACCAUAAUUACUGCCUUGUAUUAAAUGUUCUCACAAAUAGCAGGACUAAAGAUUAGGAAAAGAAUAUAGGUCUUAGUUAAAUGGCUAGAGUUUCAACUUCAGAUCAUUUUUAAUGGAGAUGCUUUACUUUCUUAGACUCAAUCAUUAUAGGAGAUCUGUAAUACACUUUAAAAGAAUUGUAUUUUUUGUCACCUAAAAAUCUUGACGCAUAUUAUUGCAUAUUUUCUUCAUAUACUUAUUUAUAGGUAGAUAGGAAUGGUGGUAGUGUGUGUAAGAAAGGAAAGAAACUCUGAAGAUGUGAUGCUUUGAUUGUCAAAAAGAAACCUGACAAAUCCUGUUGGUUUCCUUUCCAGAUCCGACGUAUCCUGAAGGGAAAGUCCAUUCAGCAGAGAGCUCCACCAUAUUAGCUCCAUUGACUUGGAGCUGGCAAUACUCACUGUCAGUUAGGCAGUCCUAAUGUAUCUGUACAUAGACCAUUUGCUCUGUAUUGGCAAAUGUAAGUUGUUUCUAUGAAACAAACAUAUUUAGUUCACUAUUAUAUAGUGGGUUAUGUUAAAAGAAAAGGAGAAAAAUAUCUACUUCCUCUUGGCAGAUUUUAAUAUUUCAUACCCAGGUAUCUGGGAUCUAGACAUCUGAAUUUAAUCUGAAUGUUAAAUUGACUUCAAUUAACAGUAGAUUUUGGGUAGGAAAAGGCUUGAUUUGUGGCAUAAGGCAUUGCUCUUGUAGCUAUUGCCAGUUUAAAAGGAGGUAGGUAAAUUGUAAACUUUUUUUUAAAAGAAAAAUGAAAGGAUUUGAGAGAAAGUAAAACUAGAUGUAGUAUUGAGGCUUUGUUUGGACAGGCGGUACCUGAUAGUUAUUGGGUGUUGGAAAGUCUGUAGUCAUUGGGUUGGGUGAAAGGUACCAUAAUCUUUGCAAAUUGUAUAUAAUUGUUAUUUUUGUCUUUUAAAAUAUUUGUACAUAUAUGGUCAUUGACAUGGCCACAUUCGAAGUGUGUAAAUCAAUAAAAUAGAAAAGAACAAGUGGAUUUUCACUAUUUUAAAAUAUUAUAUGCAUUAGAGGGGCUGCGUAAUCACCCAGCUACCAUCGCUGUCAGCAAAACAGAUGGAGGGAGAGUUGUUCCCGUAGUGGCUGGCAGAGCUCUGUUUAAAUUGUAAAUAUGCUUUUUCUCAUGCUUUGAGACAAGACACAUUAUUUGUAGGGAAUCACAUGCUGUUAAAGAAAACUCCUCUUUAUGACUCACUUUCUAGAAUUUAUGAUUUAACUUGCUGUGUUGGAAUUUUUGCUUUACCAUUAUAGGAACAACAAAAGUUAAUACGGAAACAUGCUUUGCUGGUUUUCUGUUGUCAAGUAAUGAUAAUGCACCAUGAUGUUUUAUAUUACCAUUCAGAAAAAAAAUGCCUUAUUUUUUGUUAACUUUAUUUCUGUUAAUAAUAUUUUGCUUGCCUCUGGCAUGUCCCAAGGAAUGUAUUUGGUUUUGAUUACACAUUAAUUCUUUGUAAUAAAUUUGAUUCAUGGAAAAGCUUUCUAUUUUUUUAAAAUGUCUCAUAAGCAGUUGAUUGACUAAUCAUCUUUGUAGCUAAGCCCUUAAAUCCUUUAACAAAAGAUAACCUUUGGAUUGAUCACAUUGUUUGACCUAGUAUGUCUUGUGGACAAAAGUUAGUUAUAGUUAUUUGGUAUCUGAAAGUAUGUCUGUGAUGUGAAUCUGUCCAUUGACACUCAUGGAAAAACUCAUGAAUCGUUUUAAAUAAACAUUAAUUCAAUGAUGCUAUUCUU